AUGGCACGGGCACGCCCUGGUUCUCGAGGGCGCUUCUACACGGAGAGCAGCCAUGCCCCCUUUGUCCAGCCUCCUCCAGUUGGCACGCCAAGGGGUCUUAGGACAAAAACGAUCUAUGGCUCUUGUGAGGGUACCAAGAUUGCACCAAGCGUGUUCCGACCAGAGGUGCCCACAGCAGAAAGCCUCUCGGAUAAUGUUCUGGAUGAUGACUGUGCCUCUACAUCCGAUUCCAGAGCGCGGCCAGAGCCGCGGAUGUCCACACGGCCAGACUCCCGCAACUCCGUGCGGUCAAGGCGGGCAGAUAGCAGCACGGGAGGAGUCCCAUGCAGUCCCAGGCUAAUUCCUCCGGGGAGCAGAUCCUCCUCAAAAUCUGGGAAGUCUCGCUCCCCUAGCAGUGCGGGGUCCGCAUCAAAAGAGAGCAACGGUGCCACCCUGCCAGCGCUUUCUGCUAAGAAGUCGUCAGUGUCCAGCGAGUCGGACAGACCCGGCCAAGUUCGCAGACGCCUCUCCUUCGCAAAAGAAACGCUGGGCGACGUGGCACUUGCCAUCCGCGAAGAGGAGCCUGACCUCGAGUGGCUGGAAGACAGCUGGAGCCGCAUUCUGGCUGGGUGGAAGUCUACAACCGAUGGCAAGCAACAGGUGGAUGGAACCCUGGGCAUGCCAAAGGCCAUGGAGUGGGUCAAGCUCUUUGAUCCGGCGGGGCAUAUGAAGAUACAGCAGACGCGAUCGGCAUCGGACUACCGCAAAGUGAGGGUCCCAGUACCUGCCUUCCUGACUGCUGCUAUCUUCCUGUCCAGCUCAAUAUCCAAGAAGCAGAAGCUUCGUUUCCUCCUAGGGGUUUUCGAUGAGAACGACAGCGGUACGUUUGAGAUAACGGAAUUCAUCUCAAUGAUUUCCUCUUUCUUUUUUGGGAUUGGCUGCGUUUUCAGCAUGCCGAACCUGGACAAAAGCGCUACUACCCGACAGAACUAUGGCAGGCAGAUCUUUCGGAGAAUCCUGGGGUUCGCAGAAGUCAAGAUGGCCUCAGAGGCAGAAAGGGUGAUGCUGGCACAGGGCUCUGUUCCACUUGCCAUCAUCGAGGAAUGGUUUCUGGGAGAGACAGGGGAUCCACUCGCCAUACCCUUCGCGCUUUUCCUUGAGCGUUUCUCAGUGAGAGGAAUCGACGAUGACCCAGAGCUUUUUGAAGAUGAAGAUCGGAAGUUCCGCUUGUCCCAUGUAGCCCCGGUUCAGCCACCCAUGGAGACGGCUGCGUCGCUGGAUUCAAGCUUUCUUCGUCGAAGCCAGAUUCGGACUGUCAGAGACCUCUUCAACUGGUGCUGGUCCAACCGCCAUUUUGCCAUUUCCCACGCUGAAGCCUCGCAGAUCGUGGGUAGCGCGAUCGCGGCAGAAUUCUGGAUUGGAAAACUUCGACAAGCGCUCGAGGAAAUGGAGACUCUCCGGGAGGAUGGUGCCCGGUUAAAUCUCAGCAUCUUCUUGAAGAAGAUUUGCCCUCGAGCUUCUGCACGCCAUGUUCGCAUGUUCCAGACUUGGCUAAAGGAGCUUGAUCAGUUAGAAGAUCUCAGGAAGCAGCUUCAUAGUGGACGAAGGUUACAGCAGGCGCAUGCCGCCUUUACCUCUCUACCUGUGCUGCCUGCGCCAAUCCGCCAAGAGCUACUCCAGGAUUACCACAGGGUGGAGAUCAUCAAAGCGACGCCCAUGAGCAAGGAUGAUUACAUUGCUGCCAUGUGCCCAGAGGAGUACCGUUCGGCGGAGGUCAAUUCCUUGGUGGAUGGCGUAGUCGCCGAGUUCCUAACCUUGCAGGUGGGUAAAGUGGAGGCCCUCUUGGCCGCCAAGGAGGCCCUCUUCGCCGAGGACACCUCCAUGAACAAGGUGGACCAGAGCUACUCCCGCUGCUAG
This is a messenger RNA of Symbiodinium pilosum, 1896 nucleotides long. NCBI's taxonomy places the organism in Eukaryota, Dinophyceae, Suessiales, Symbiodiniaceae. The record is from the annotation of a GenBank genome assembly.